Anopheles merus is the source of this 12543-nucleotide messenger RNA. RefSeq names its product smoothelin-like. Gene Ontology annotation, biological process: actin cytoskeleton organization. The transcript is spliced from 8 exons. Gene Ontology annotation, molecular function: protein binding. Gene Ontology annotation, cellular component: microtubule organizing center; filamentous actin. NCBI's taxonomy places the organism in Eukaryota, Metazoa, Arthropoda, Insecta, Diptera, Culicidae. The record is from RefSeq and is a predicted model, not a curated record. The coding region runs from base 855 to 11627 and encodes 3590 amino acids.
CCGGUCAGUAUCGUACGCGCAGCCUUAUCCGACGGACGAUGAGCCACGAGCAGCAGCAGCAGCAGCAAUCCACUUUCGCUUUCGUUUGCGUCGGAUGCAUCUGAAGAAGAGCCCCCAAAACAAUCGCAUCAGUCAUCCUUCCCAACAGUGUUACGGCACGGAAGUAGGCAUAAUCAGUGAGCAAACAUACUGGUUUGGACUAGAGUGAAGUAAAGAAAGGCUAUUUUGCUAUUGUUUUGAGUGUACCGAGGGAACAACACAAUUUUCCCUUCAAGUGUUUAUUUAUUUAGUUAAUUGAAGUGAAUGCUGGCAAAGGUUGUUGGUUUUGUUUCGAACUCAUUCGAACUAAAUCUGUUAGUGUUGUGCUACUUUAGUUAAUGCUGUGCAUUGGUGUGUUUUAUAUUUAUGCUCCAGCUGCUUGUAAAUUUAAGUGACCAGGCAAAAGUUUUACUCUUUCAGUGGACAAGUGUUUCGUGAAUUUCCGCGGUGGCUUAGUCGCAAGCAAGCUUCUACGGCUGUAUAUUUGAACUUCAGUGAUUUUAAUUAUUUUGUGUAAGAAAUAAUAAUUUUGUCUAUAAAAUCGCUGCACUUAUUGUUAAGAUUUCACAACGCUACGAAGAGCGUAAGAUUUACUGCCCGCGCAGCCGUCGACGACGACGACAACGACGAUCAAUCGAUAAACGAUCAACAAUCAACGGCAGUCACCCAACGGCUGGCGCCCGUUGACAGGAGGCGGUUUCGGUGCAAACGUGACUAAUUGAUCGGGCAACACCCGGGCCCAACCGGACGGCUUUGGCUUUGCGAUCGUUUGACGACCGUACGCGCGGAGCGAUAUAGCCCGCCCGGCCAGCACCAUGGAGGCACGGUUCGCCGAUCUGUCGACGAUUACCGAUGAGGAUCUGUUGCGAAAAAUGUGGCAACAGGCGGAGGACUUUUCGCGCAAGAAAGAAAUCCGGGCGUAUAUGUACAAGUUGCGCGAGCAGCGGUUGAAGGAUUUUUACGCCAGCAACGACAGCAGUCCGCCCUACUUCCUGAUGGAUAAUGCGAGCGCAACGUUCGGCCUGAAGAAGAGCACAGUGACGGGCAGCCAUGGCGACUCGCUCGUCGACCAGAGCUUCGAGAGCUUCAAGACGAAGGAGAUCCGCGACUCGGAAAGCCCAACCAGAUUCGGCAGCAUGGCCCUGCCGGCAGACAACAGCGGCUGGCAGAUCCGCACGUCGGAGGAGAUGAGCGAGGACGGCAAGACGCACACGGUGCGGACGGCCGCCACCACCCAGGGCACGAAGGAGAUCGACGGCGGCCGGACCGCGUUCGCGGGCCAAAACCUCGAGUCGCACAGCGAGCACUUUGACGGCGACGGCAGCAACUUUGUGCACAGCAAGGGCGACCAGUCCAGCACCGUGCUGGUGGAGGACAGUGUGGUCGAGGGCGAGCACGGGCAGCGCACCGUGUCCGGGUCGACCCGCUCGACCACCACCUCGGUCAGCUCGACGCGCUCGGUCGUCUACCAGCAGCAGAACGGUGGCGACACGGCGAGCCGGCCGGCCACCGACGGGAUGGACCGUGGCACGGACCGUCCGCUCGAGUUCAGCGCGGAUCAUUUCAGCAACGCGACCGCCACCGCGGCCAGCAGCACAGAGUCGCGCACGGCCAGCGAGCAGCAGCGCGACGAGCGGGCCGCCCCGAAGGAGCUGUCCAAGGAUCCCGAGCGCGUGCGGGAAGCGUUCCGGCUGGCGCAGGGCUCCGGCCGGAUAGUGGAGCGCGAGGAAACGAUGGUAAACACGACCACCAAGAUGAUCACCGAGACGAAGCAGCUAGACGACGGGACGACCGUGACGACGCGCACGUACGAAAAGAUCGCCCCGCCGGCCGACGGGGUCGGCGCGAGCGAGUGCAGCGAGCGGGACCGCUUCACGUCCACCGCCAAGGUGGCGGUGCUGCAGCAGGAAGGCGUGGGCCGAGCCGUGGGCCGUCCAACCGCCGCUGCGGCGAGCUCGAGCGAGCUCAUACGGCAGGAGAAGGCCAACCAGUCGUCGUCGGUGACAAAGACCAGCACGCAGCAGCGAAUCAUCGUGGAGGUGGAUGCGGCGCACGACUCGUUCGCCCGCUCGCUGCGGUCCGUGUCGCCGACGGGCAGCGUGCGCUCGAUGCGCUCCAAUGCGACGCUGACCGGGCGCUCGAGCACCAGCCCGGAAAAGGUUCAGCCGGCCCGACCCGAGCCCGACACCAAACCGGACUACAUGCGCUCAACCUUCACCUCGGAGCGUAAGGUGUCCGGCUUUCAGGAGGAGCAGCAGCAGCAGCAGCAACGUUCACCGAGCCCACGCAAGAUGUCGGGCAGUGUGCCGGCCAGCUCGCGCGCCACCUCACCUACGAAAGGUGCCAGCGUGACGGCAAGCCGUGGACAGGAGCAGCCGGCCUGCGACCACCAGGAGGUGGAUGGAGCGAAGGCGCGUGGCGCAGCGAAACCGCCGCUGGUGCGCAGCGAGACGUACGAGGAGCGGUGCCGCAAGAUACUGGGCAUGCCGAACCGCCCGGCCGAGGAGGACGGCCGCACCGAGGCGAAGAGCAUUUUCAGCACCUACGACAACACGGUGACGGUGCAGCAGUCCCGCUCGGAGCUGCGCGAGCAGCGCAAAAAGAUCGAGCAGGAGAUCAAAUCGAUGGAGAGCAAAACGAUGGGCGUGCUGGCGGACGAGCGGGACAGUUUGGUGGCGGAGGUGUCCGCUGGCAGCCGCAGGACGUCGAACGCGAAGGAACCGUCCCCCGUGCGCAAAAUGUCCGCCCAGCAUGGCUCUCCGACGCGCAAAUCGUCCGGCACGGCGAAGGAACCGAGCCCCAGCGAGCCAAUCAAGGAACGGUCGUCGCCGAGUCGCAAGGCUCCGUCCCGGGACAUUUCGCCCAUCGCGAAGGAGACCCCGGCGCCCGCGCAGCAGCCGUCGAAAGAGUUGUCUCCGGCGAGAAAAUCACCAGCCAAGGAUGGUUCCCCAGCACGGUCGCCUGCCACGCCCAAGGACGGCUCACCGGUACGCGGCACGCCCACGUCGGAGCAGCCGGCCGGGCGCAAGGAAGUGUCGCCCGCGCGCAAGGAACACUCCACCGAAACGGCGCGCAGCAAGGCCACCAUACUGGUGGAGCAAAAGCAGGAGGGGCGCAACAUCUCCGUCGCCGAGAUCACCAUCCUGCCCGUGCUGGAGGUGUCGCACGAGGCCGUGCGCACCAAGACAACCGCGUCGCGCACCCACGAGAAGGUGCUCACCAAGCAGUCGUCCGACACGAAGUUCGAUCGGCGCGCGACCUCGGUCGCCAACAGCCGCGUCAUCACCAACAAAAGCUCGUCCGACUUUGACAUCAAGCGGCGCGCGGCCGACCUGGCCGCACCGGACAAGCGGCGGGCGCAGCCGGCCACGACCGCCAGCCCGGACAAGCGGCGGGCGGCGCAGCCGGCCCAGCAGAAGCCGAACCACAUCACGGUGGCCAAGAUCAAGAUCGAGUCGCCGCGCAAACCGACCGCCGGCAAACCGCACCCUGCGGAGGAACCGAAGCCGACCGGCCGGCAGCCGCACCGCCCGCAGGCCGCCGAGCCGGAGACGGACCCCGAAUCGAGCAAGGACACCGGCCUCUCGGACAACAGCGAGGUGGAGGAGACGGUGGAGAGCGUGAUCGAGAUGAGCGUCACCGGGACGGCGUGCUGCCGCCACACGGAUCGCAAGGACUCGGCCCCGGUGUACCGCACGACGGGGGCCGCCCGGUCGGGCAAGAGCUACACCCGCUCGUCCAGCGACAACCAUCUGCGGGCGACGAGCGCGUCCACGCACCGGCACCAGCCAGCGGUGGCACGCGACGCCACCAACGUGACCACAGCCAGCGCGACGCUCAAAUCGGCCACCGGCGGGCGGAAGGUGGAGCGCCCGGUCAAGCACGUCGCCACCAAGACGAUCAAUCUCGCGACGAAACCGACCGCCGGCUCGGACAGCCUCGACAACGUGGUGAUCGACAUCCAGCUGGCGAAAUCGUCCCGCGAGCCGACGCCCAACAAGCUCGUGCCGAUACCGGUGUCGCCCGACACGGAGGACGCGGGCAAGCCGCGCUACCCGGACGCGGUCCAGGAGCCGGACGACGAGGCGGCCGGCGGGCGGCCGGCCCGCAACCAGCGCGUCAGCACGAUCCCCAUCUUCGAGGAGGCGACCAGCGAGUACGUGGGCUGCGAGAUCACCGAGGUGGACGAGCAGCAGGAAGCGGGCGCGGCCCAGCAGGCCACCCGCAUCACCAACCUGGACCGCGUCACCGAGGACGACGAGUCGCUGCUGAGCGUGACGGAGAAGGUGAACAAGUUUGCGCAGGAGGCGCGCCGCCUGCAGGCCGACACGAACGGGGACGGUCAGCGUCCACCGUCGAUGGGGCGAUUUGCCGCGCGCCCCGAGUACGACGACCUCGACGACCAUCUCAAGUCGGACGAGUGUCUGCUGAGCGUGUCGGACAAGGUGACGAAGUUCAUCUCGACCGCCGAGGAGGUGAAGAAGAUACGCACGUCCGGCCCGUUCGUGCCGGGCACGGACGAUGGCCCGGUGAAGGUGGCCGACGGCGACGAGUGUCUGCUGAGCGUGAACGAGAAGGUCAGCCGGUUCGCGAGCUGCAUGACGCAGGCGGUGGACGCACGCGACGAUGCGGAGGAAGAUGAUUCCGACCAGCAGGAGCGAACCGCCGCCGCCGGCGGGUUGGGCGAAUCCGUGCCGGGCAAGUUUGUGCCGCAAAGGUCGCCGGAGCUGGUGAAGAACGCGAUGCGCACCACGGCCCGGCACCUCGUGGAGGAGCAGGCGCCCGGCGACGAGCUGGCCCAGUCGGUGGGCAGCAUUGCCAGCCGGUACCGCACCGCGACCAUGGCCAAGCCGUACGAGAAGGCGCCGGCUGGCGGGGCACCGGCCGCCAGCCCGAUCACGCUGCGCAGCACCGAGGCCGUCAAGAAGGCGAAGGAGCUGUUCGAGAAGGGCCAGACGGACGGCGGACGGCAGCGCGACAUCCUCAACAGGCCCUCGGUGUGGGAGGAGCGGCGUGCCAGGGCGCAGCCGGCGGCCGAGCCGAAGCGGGCCGACGUCAAGCUGACGGAUAUCGGUGUGACGGAGCGAAAGGUGCGCGAGGAGCACGCGGUCCGGGAGGAAUCGGCCCCGCGCAAGCCGUCCAUCACGAAGGUGGAGCAGCCGCGGCCGGCCGAACCGGCGGAGGCAGGCAAACCGACAGGCUCGGCCGGUGGCCGACGGGACAGCAGUGGCAGUGGCGUCCGUCCGCCCGCCUACAUCCGCGAUGUCGUGUCCACCAAGAAGGAUCUGUUCGAAAAGCGCAUCUCCUCGUCCAAGAUGCAGGUGGAGUACACCAGCCAGACGUCGCAGGAGGCGGCCGAAACGCAGGCCACCGCGACGCUCCGCAAGCAGUCGCUGAAGCAGGCAGGGGAAGCGGUGCCGGUUCCAUCAACGCCGGCGAACCGGCCGUCUGCAGAUCAGUCGAAACCGUCCUACAUGAACCACACCGUCGCGUCGCUCGAGCACAUCAACGCGAACCAGCGACGCGACUCGCUCGAUCACGGCCCGGCCGCACAUCACGAAACGACGACGACCUCGACGAUGAUGUCGACGGCGACGACGACGACGGCGUCGGCUCGCAGUACGACCACGACCGGCAGCGCCAAGUUCGGCGUGGAGCUGAAACGCCUCGACACAAACGGUCGCAUGGUGGCGUCGAAUGCUGCCGCGGUCAGCACCGCAGGCUCGAAGCGCAAGCCAAGCACGGGCGAGGCACAGCCGACCACCGGGUCGUCGCCCGCCAUUGAGGAGAUGUUCGAUCUGGAGCUGCUCGAGCGUAUGCUGGAGUCGGUGACGGGCUACGAGCAGCGGCGUCGCAUACGCGCCCAGAUUCGCGUGGUCAAGAAGCAGAAAGAGCAGCAGCAGCAGCCAACGUCUGCCGGCAGCCAGACGCAGACCAAACAGACGAUCGUAACGUCCGCCAAGAGUGUCAACACGACGCGCGACACUGCGGCUGGCAAGCGAAAGGACUCGAGCCCGACGCGUGCCUCGGUGGUGCUGGGUGGCCGCAAACAGUCGGAACCGGCCGAUGCUACCGAUGCGGUGGCACCCAAGCGGCAGGCUAGCAUCGAAGCGGAAGGUGGCCGAAAAUCCACAACAAACCUAGCAGCGAAGACGACGACAACGGUGACAACGGAACGGUUUGCCAGCAAGGCUGGUACGGCCGAUCGUGCACCACCCACUACGAAGGCUGACGACAGGCCGAUCUGGGCGACGAGCAACAUCCUGAAGAAGGCGUCGGAGAACACGCGCACCUUCAAGAGCGUGACGACGUCAGCGAGCGCCACCGGCGGCCGCAAGGUCGUCAGCACCUCGUCCAGCUACCACCAGCAGCAGCAGCAGACGAAAACGGCGUCCCAGGACCCCAAGACGACGACCGACUGCAUCACCUCCAGCUACGGCGUCGGGCCGACGGACGAAAACGGGCUGCCCCUGUUCGGCAUACGGGCGCUGAAGAAGAAGGCGGCACCGGCGCCGGCUGACGAUACGGCCACCACCACGAAGAUCAGUGGCACCGUCAUCACCGAGACGCUGGUCGCCGAGAACGGGGGCCCGGCGAUGGGCAAGCGCAGCACCACGCACUACACGAGCGAGCCGGGCACGUUCGGCGACGCUGAUGGCGUCGGCAAGCUGACGGCCGUGCGCAAAACCGAAACGAUCGAUGCGGCCGGCACGCACGCGGAAGAGUUCGAGAUGCUGGACGGGCUGGAGCUGGCGGGCCGCCGGGAAGCGAAGGUGGUGCGCAAAGGCUCGGUAAAGGAGCUGACCGAGCGCUUCAUACACCGCGAGUCGUCCGGCUCGCUGACGCAGGACGCGACCCGCACCUACCCGAAGGCGGGCCUGAUCCUGCGCUCCUCCGCCCAGCAGAGCCAGUCGAGCCGGGCCUCGACCCCGGCCACCGACGGGUGCUCCGUCCGGUCCGGCUCGGUCGACGGGUACGACCAGGAGGAGGAGGAGGCCCAUAGCAUGACGACGACGACGACGCGCCAGGUACGCUCCUUCCUGAACGACACGUCCAAGGUGGUCGACGUGCGCGACGUGCUGCAGCGGAUGAGCAACGCGGACAAUGUGACGGAGCAGGGUGAUACGGCCGAGGAUCAGGAGGCAAGGGCACUGCUGAACAAGUUUCUCGGCGCCUCAGUGCUGAUGAGCGGCGUCGAGUCGAUGGUUUCCUCGCCCGGCACUAUGCUGGGCGAAGCGUCUGCCCCGUCCGCCAGUGGUGGCACCAAAAAGGUGUCCAAGGUAUCUUCGACCACAACCACCACAAAAACGGUCAAAUCGUCGGGCGUCACUCCCAGUGCUGCCGGCUCAAAACAAGCUACCGUUGACACUCUCGAGGAUAACUGGGACGAAGCUGUGCUGAAGCAGCUGCUGGAAUCAACCACAAACUACGACGAUCGACGCAAAAUCCGUGCCCGCAUCCGUCAAGUCAUGGCUGAAAAAGAAGCGUGCGCCGAUAUCGUCGCCAUCGUGACAGCCGAUCUGCAGCGCGAGCGCCAUCUGCAGCAGCAACAACCGUCGGGGACGAUGGGGGCCGCUAGCGCUAGCAGUGGGGGCGCGGCCGACCGCCAAACCGCAGCGACGGCAGCUGCUGCCAACGGUCUUUCACAGGGUGAGUCACUGCUGCUGCCCUUGCUGCAGGGGCUGCUGCUGAACAAUGCGGCCGCCUUCGGCUACAAGGGUACUGCCGCAGUAGUAGGCGCUAGUGGUGUUAGUGGUGGUAGCGAGGGUGCUGGUGGUAGCAGUAGUAGUAGUAGUAGCAAUGGUUACGGUAGUGCUAGUGUGAAGGUGCCACCGGUCGAGGAUUCGGGCACGGAGUCAGGCGAAGACUUGCGGCUGCUGGCAGCGGCCGGGCUGCACGACAUCGGUACCGCGCAGGCGGCCCCGGCGGCCACCACCAACGGGGUGGACAGCGGGCUGCCCACAAUACUGGGCGAGGUGGCAGCGGCAUUGCAGCGGCUGCAGCAGAGCCUGCAGGCCGACCCGGCCGGCCCGGCGCCGAAGGUGCUGCAGAUCGAUGCGGAACAGCGGCGCGCCCUGCUGGCCCUGAUCGCCCGGCUGCAGCAGGACCUGCAGCAGCCGGACAAGAUUGCCGACCUGCGGCUCGCCGGUGCGCUCGACGGCCGGUGGGAGGCAGCGCGAGCGGCGCCGCACGAUGGCACCGCGCACGACGCCGGCACUGCCGGGUUGGACGCGGGCCAAGCCGCCCGGGCCCGGGCCGGCAGUUCAAGGUUCAGCGCGAAGCGGCGGACGAACCGCAACAGCCGGCACACGGUGGGCGUUAGUCGUGAGGAGCUUGCCGACGCGAGAAGAUUCAUCGAGGAGAUGGUGAGGAUGGACAGCCGCCACCAAGCGGACCAGUGCGUGACGUCACCGGACAAGGCGUACAGCCUGCAGAAGCAGCAGUCGCUCGGUGCGGUGCUGGGCCGGCCGGUACCAGACGUGCCGUCGGCAGUGGAUGGGGCAGCUGCUGCGGCACCGGUCCAGGCCACCGCCACGCCAGCGACCGCCUUCGCCAUGAAGCGGCCCAGCCAGUUCGUGCCGAAAGAGAUGCAGAACGGGCAGACGGCGCUCGACAAGCUGGUGCUGCCACAGGGACGCACCAAGCCGGCCAAAGAGAAGCUGCUGCUCCGCCAAUCGGUAAGCGUUGAUCAGGAUCUGCCGCCCGCGGGCGGACACGGGACGGCGAGUGAUCGGCCCGAUGCGCCGAGCAGCAAACCGAUCGAUCUGCACAAGCACAAGCCGGCCGAAAGGCUUCCAAAGCAGCAGCAGCAGCAGCAGCAGCAACAGGUGGAACUACCGUUCAAAAAACCCACGCAAACCGUCGCCCAGCGGGCGCUGGUAAAGAAGUACUCCUUCAACGACGGCUCCAGCUCGGACGAGGAUGUGGCGCGCCGGGGGGCCGCCCGCAAACCGCAGGACGAAGCGGGCAAGACGGCGGAACAGAUGGUGCUGCGCAACAAAAUCACGCCGGCCGAGCCGACGAGUGGGCCGGGCUCGAUCGUGGUCAACACGGUGCAGAAAAUAGUGAGCCGCGAGACGAAACCGGCCACCGGCAGUCCAGCGGUGGCGCGCCGCCACCCCCUCCAGCACGGGUGCCGCACGCCCGACGCGCCCAAGGACGAUGCGAGCGGGCGCCCGCUGAACAAGUACGCCAGCAAGAAGCUGCGCAUGAAGCGGGCGAACACGAUCGAUCUGCCGAAGGUGCUGCCCUCGGCCCAGCUCGACGACGGCGAGGAUGGUCGGGCCGACCCGGCGCGGGAACCGGCACGGUCGCAGCAAGCUCACCAGCGGGCGGCGGGCAAGCUGGGACCGGCGACAGUGCCGCCCGUCGACGUGCCCGACUUUAAGCCGCGCACCGAGAACGAUCUCAAGUUUAUGGCGUUUCUGCAGAAGCAAAACCAACAGUCGCGCCAGGUCUGGAGCAAGCCGCUGCGCGAAAGCCACGGCUCGAACAACUGGACGCACAAGUUCGACCACCUGAAGAGCAACUUUGAGCAGGCGGAGCGGCGCGAUCGGGGCGAGCUGCCGCCGAAGUACGGUGCCGCGCCGAAAACGUCCGCGAUGAGCUUCUGGAAGCAGGCGGAAAGCAGCUCGUUCGACGAGACGCCGAGGGCCGGUGGGCGGCAGGCCAAAUCCGUCACGCCGAACCAAACGACGGGCGCGAGGCCCGGUGGUCCGCCCGGUACGGCAAGGGUGGCAAGUGUGCCCACGCAGCUGGGUGGCAAGUACGCAGGGCCUCCGGUGGCUGGGCAGGCGGGCAGUGCGGGUCCAUCGCCCAGCAGCAACACCAUCGUGGAAGGGAAGCUGGUGCUGCCGAAGGCGGUCGCUGCCAGUGCCGGCACCACGGUCAAUCAGUUCUCGCAUGCGCCCGCCUCCGCGUUCAAGCCGAUCCCGCGCAAGCUGCCGCCGGCGAACCUCGAGUUCAAGCCGAUCCAGGCCGAGCCGGACAUUGUGAAGCCGAUACCGGCGCGCAUCUCCGCCACCGCCACCGGGCUGGUGAAGCAAAUCGUGGCGACCGGGUUCAAGGAGACGCCCGAGGUGAAGCCGGAGCCGAUGCACGUGCAGCUAGGGCUGGUGCGGUCGCUUGCCGCCCAGGGCUACCAGGAGACGCCGUACGUGCCGCUGCCGAAGCUCGAGCGCACGCCCACGCACCACGUGCUCAACUACAAGCCGCGCCCGGACGGUGCGGCGAGCACGGGCGAGCCAGCCCCGCCAGCACCCUGGGUCGGCAAGCGGUCCAGCGAGCUGGCCGGGCCGGCCGGGAGCCGCGUCGCCAGCAUUGCGGCGACCAAGUUCACCGCGAACUCGUUCGGGCACAACAAGCCGGCGCUGCCGGCGCAGCAACCGCUCGCCUACCACGGCUCGCUCAAGUACGCGGAAAAGCCCGCCCCGUACCAGCACUUCCAGGCGCCGUACGAGAAGCGGGCCUCCCUGCCGGACGUGUCCGGGGUGGGCCAGCACGGCACAUUCACCUACACCGACUACACGCAGCCGGCGUCCGUCUCGACCUUCACGCUGAACCGUAGCGACUCGCUGACCAAUCCGGAGAAUGCGCCGCUCGUGCUGACCAGCACCAACUCCGUGUUUAGCCCGACAGCAGCGCCCUCUAGCCAGCCGCCGGCGCAACAGCAGCAGCAGCAAAUCAACUACCUCUCUGUCACGGCAACGGAUCAGCACUCAUCGCCCCACUCGUCCGCCAACGCGGAAGAGGACGAGGACGAGGAGUUUGACGACCUGGAGUCGACCGAUUCGCAGGAGAUGCGCGUCGUCUCGAAGGUGAUGCAGGCACCCCAGGGCCAGCAGGCGACGUACACGGCCGCCCAGCGACCCACCCACCUGAACGGUGGCUACGAUCCGACCGGCCGCGGUUCGCUCAUCGCCCAAAGCUUGCAGUCGUCGCUGAAAAAGAUCAAGGACAAAAGCCCAACGCCGCCCCGGGCGCGGCAACAGCCGGCGCGCCAACCGCCGCAGUUGGAAAUCACGCACCCCACGCCAGUACAGCCGGUCUCGCCGUACGCGAUCUACAACAACGUGCAACGGGUCAACGCGGCCGGCGGUGACCAGCUGCUGGCACGUACCAAGUCGAGCCACUCGCUGGCCGUCCCGGUGCACCAGCAGUCCCGCCCGAUCAGCGCCGAGAAGCAGCGCACGGUCGAGGCGUACUUCAACGGGCAGCCGCUGGCCGGCCCUGCGGCGGGCUACGCGAUGACCCGCGCCACCUCCAACCACAACCUGGUGAUGCGUGACAAGUCAGCCAUGGUGGCGCCGCCCAGCGCAGUGCGGCCUGUUUCGUACGCGGCGGGCCACAGCGCUGGCUACUACACCGGCGGCCAGCCGACAGUUCAGCGGUCCGGGUACGUGGCGCACGUGGCGCCACCGCUGCACCCGAGCUAUCGAGACGAGCCCGUCCACUAUCAGUCGAUUGGCGGUGGACUACUGAGAAGCCGCACCAUGCCCCACAUACCGCUCGGCAGCUUGGCUCUGCUUGACGAGAACAACGUGGAGGACGCGUUCGAGGAGCUGAUGAACCAGUCGUUCGCCGUUUAAGCCUUGACGAGGCUCAAGUGCGUUGAAGAUUGGACGCGAACAAACCGAAUGUGUUUGUGUGGGUGCGUGUGUGUGUUAAUGUUGUUAUUGUUGCGGGCACUGGCACUGAUUAAGCAUUCCACAAACACUUCCGCAUACGAAGAACACACACACACGCUGCGAGUAUUAGUAAGGAGACCUUUGGUGUGGCGAUGUGGAGGCCGCACGGUCAACAAGUAGUUUUAGAACGAACAAACAAACCCAAGUGUAGAUGCCAGGGCUGUGGCCUCGUGUUUGGCCGAUGCGACCAUGUUGCACGCCAACGACAUACCCCUUUAGACGCUGUCAAACGUCGUCGUCAUCGUGCUGUGCGUAGUGAUAUAGUGGAUACUUCUCUAAGAAGAUACUCGGAUCGGAUCGGAUCGGAUCAGAUCGAACAGGAACGAUGUGGUUCCGAACGCAACGCGACAACCCCGAACGUGACAGUCGUACAUUGCAGCAGACACGACCGAAUGUCUGGGUAGCAUUUGGAGCUCUCGCUGGUGUAGGACGCUCCGCGUUGGAUCCAUUUGCGAAGGUCCUCGUCUACUACGUUUCAAUGAACGCUAGAGCAUUUGUUGAACUCACUAGUCGUGAUACCGCCCGUGUCUUGAAUCCCUUAACAGAGAGAUAUAUAGAGAUAGUGAUAGAGAUAGAUAGCGACCUGCUGCCACCACUAAGUACCUCGCGAACUAGCCCCAAGCACGUUUGGGAAAACUUCCAAAGACCAUCGUUCUGUCGUCUCGCUAAGUCAACCUUUGCCAUCGAGAUGUGUGCGUGCAGUUCCAGCAGGAUGAUGCAGCAACCGUUGCACAACAACAACAAAACACGCAACCGCAACAUUGAAACAACAUCACUACUUCCACCUCGAACGAAUGUACCGUGCACCUUACGUAUC